Sphenostylis stenocarpa is the source of this 2223-nucleotide messenger RNA. The record is from the annotation of a GenBank genome assembly. Lineage: Eukaryota; Viridiplantae; Streptophyta; Magnoliopsida; Fabales; Fabaceae.
AUGGGUCACCUCUCCCUCUCUCUUCUGUUUGAUAAAUGUUAUAUUGAUUUUGAAAUUGAAAGAUUUAGGAAAGUAAAGUUUAAUCUUGCUCGUGAAGUGAGUUUUUGUUUCUACAUGGAAGCAAACAAGGAGGAAGCACUUAAAGCGAUUGAGAUUGCUGAAAAGCGAUUUGCUGCGAGGGACUUUGCAGGUGCAAAAAACUAUGCUGUAAAGGCUAAAACACUUUGUCCAGGACUGGAGGGUAUAUCUCAAAUGGUGGCUACAUUUGAAGUUUACACUGCUUCUGAGGUCAAACAUAAUGGUGAGCUAGAUUACUAUUCGAUUCUUGGAUUAAAACCUUUUGCAGAUAAGGAGACUGUAAAGAAACAAUACAAGAAGUUGGCGGUAUUGCUUCACCCAGAUAAGAACAAGUGUGUGGGAGCUGACGAGGCAUUUAAGCUUGUUUCUGAGGCUUGGACUUGGCUAUCAGAUAGCGCCAUGCGCAGUUCGUAUGAUCUCAAGAGAAAUGCUCAGUUGGGCGGGACUAACCAGACGAAUUUGUCUUCUGCCCAUGCCACAGGGGCUGCAGGUUAUAACAAAUGUUCCAAUUUGUCAACCCCUCGUGGUAGGCUUGACACUUUUUGGACGAUCUGCACCUCUUGUAAGGUUCAGUAUGAGUAUCUGCGCAAGUACGUCAACAAAAGACUCUCUUGUAAGAACUGCCGUGGCACUUUUGUUGCUGUUGAGACUGGGGCAGCCCCAGCAAAUGGUUCAUUUCCAUACUGUCCUUGGUCAUAUGUGGCAGGAAAUGGGUAUGGAAGUCAUUCAUUUGAUGGUGUCUCAUAUGUUCCAACUACCGCCCCCUAUUUCAAUGGGAAUGGUGUUGCUGGAUACCAUUCUGGACAUGGAUACGAUUACGUUCCAAAUGUUUCAUUUCAGUGGGGCUCUGCUGGAGUUGUCAAUCAAAAUGGAUCAGCUACCUUAUCUGCGGAUUCUGUCAAUCGGGCCAAUGGAAAUGUGAAGAGGGGAAGACCAAAAAUCAAAUCAGUUGCUGAUAAGAGGCAUCACAUGGUAGAGGCUAUGGUCAAUACAAAUUCAGAUAUACCAUUCUCCUGUAGUGAACCACAGGAAGAUAAACUAGGUAGACCUGACAAGAAACAGAAAGUUGUUGUGGGAGGCACUUUCAGAAAUGACUAUGAAGAAAAGGGAUCAAAAUGUGCUCUAGAGUCUAUAGUGUCUAAUGGAAAUGAUAGCACUGCAUAUGGCCAGAAGCCUUCCUGCACAGUUGAAGUUCAAAUCAAACAGUGUUCCAUGGCACCGGCAUUUGAUGCGAGAAAAUUAUUGAUUGAGAAAGCCAGGACAGAAAUCAGGAAAAAACUGGAGGAGAUGAAGCUGUCGACUGAAGCAGCAGCGACCGCAGCUCUGAAAGAGAAAGAAAAAUCACAAGCUGAAGUUGGUCAAGUAAAAAUAGAGACAUGCAGAAAAACAGCCCCCAAUGUUUCUGGUCUACAUGGGAAAACUGGUCCAAUCUCAAUUACUGUCCCAGAUUCUGACUUUCACGACUUUGAUAAAGAUAGGUCAGAGGAAUGCUUCAGACCAAAGCAAAUAUGGGCCUUGUAUGAUGAGGAAGAUGGAAUGCCACGGUUGUAUUGUAUGAUACGUGAGGUUGUGUCUGUCAAUCCAUUUAAGAUUCACAUCAGUUACUUGAGUUCUAAAACUGAUACCGAGUUUGGCUCAGUAAACUGGCUUGACUCAGGUUUUACCAAAUCUUGUGGCAAUUUCAGGGCUUUUAAUUCAGAUGUUGUUGAUCAUGUUAACAUAUUUUCCCAUGUUCUAAGUCAGGAGAAGGCUGGUCGAGGGGGUUGCGUCCGCAUAUAUCCCAGAAGUGGAGAUAUUUGGGCUGUGUAUCGCAAUUGGUCACCAGAUUGGAACAGAUCUACUCCAGAUGAAGUGAGGCAUCAGUAUGAAAUGGUUGAGGUGCUGGACGAUUACUCUGAGGAACUUGGUGUAUGUGUUAGUCCCCUUGUUAAGUUGGCUGGAUUUAAAACGGUAUAUCAGAGUAAUAGCGACAAGAGUGCCAUAAAAUGGAUACCCAGAAGAGAGAUGUUACGCUUUUCACAUCAAGUGCCUUCUUGGUUGCUGAAAGGAGAGGCUAAGAAUUUGCCAGAAAGGUGUUGGGACCUGGAUCCGGCUGCAACUCCAGAUGAGCUUCUUCAUGCUGCUACAGAACCAAACCCUUUGUAG